CCGUCAGAUCCAUCCAGAUCCGCCCGUAAUUUGCAGUCAGAUACAUCAUCGAAAGUGCUAGGAUCAGAUGAGAUCCUAUUACGUCUACCCUCCAGGAGUUAGGCUGAGCUUGGCAGAGGACCACCAAAUCCUUUCCCCGCCUUUCCGCUCAGAGUCCGCGAAACUGUCGAAAACGGCGGCGGCGGGGGCGCGCCCGCCGCCGCCACUUACUAGAAGUCCCCGUUCUGCGCCACGUGGCCGACGUCUGUGCAUUCAAUGCUUGGCCCCUCCUCCUCCUCCUACUCCUCCUCCUCCUCCUCCUCCUCCUCCUCCUCCUCCUCCUCCAUCUCCUCCGCGAUCUUCGCCUCCUCCUCCUCCUCGGCUUUCUCCCUCUUCUUCUUGCCGUAUUACUUGGGGGGAAGAGGGGAAGUUAUGCGGCCACGUAAUCAGGGCAUGGAGAUCCGUAAUUUUGGGAACCGUCAGUGGAGCGAGCGGCGUCGACAUAUUUGGCGCGCUUUGGACUGUGGGGUGUGGAGAGCUGGCGUUCGCCCGCCGAUCGGGGGAAUCCGAGGGGGAGAAAAGCGGUCGUCCGAUCGGCCCACCGUCCAGCAGCUCAGCGGUCGCGGUGUGUGAGUGUUGGGAUACCGGUCCGAGCGAGAGAUGGCCGCCACAUGGGAAAAGCGGUCGUCCGAUCGGCCGACCGUCUAGCUCAGCGGUCGGGGUGUGUGAGUGUCGGAACACAACGACGGCUGAGUGUCCACGUGGCGAUCGCAAAAGGACGAUCUCAGCGGAAUGCGCUGCAAGGGAUGUCUUCUGCACGACGUCGAUACGGUUGGAGUUUCAAGUGGGAGGAGGCUUGCACGGCCGGCCACGUGGCUCUGGUGCCGACCUCCUCGGGCUCCCGACGAUAAGAUCUGUUGCUGCGGCUGCGACGUCGGGACGCGGCGAGCUCCGCCGCUUGGCGUCGUCGUCGCGGCCGCGGCAAGUUUCGCGCCAAGUUGCGCCGACAGGGUGCCAGCGGCGACAUGGUGCCACGUGCGACCUCGUCGGGCUUCUUCGCUGGCGGCGAACAACACGUUGGGCGCCAUGGUGCCACGUGCAGCAAACUGGUGAGGCGGAGAUCGAGGUGGAUCUGGACCAGGAGGAGGUGGAUAGUCCCUCCUCCCCCUCCCCCUCCUCCUCCUCCCCCUCCUCCUCCUCCCACUCUUCUUCUUCUACCUCCUCCCCUUCCACCUCUGCUUCCUGGACAAAAAGAGAGAAAGAUCGUGUUGGCGGGGAAACUGAGAAUAGUUCCCCUGAUCAUCAGCAUCAUCAUCAUCAUCAUCAAUAUGGUCAACAACACCAUCAUAAUCAUCAUCAUCAUCAUCAUCACCAAUAUGAUCAACAACAACACCGUCAUCAUCCUCAUCCUCAUCAUCAGGAAUUUGGCGGGAAGGAGAGUGACAGCGAUUAUGGCCGGAAGGAGAGUGACAGCGAUUAUGGCGGGAAGGAGAGUGAGAGUGGCAACUUCAGGUCGUCCCAUGCAGGGCAGCAAGAUCAGCAUGCGGGGCAAUGGCAUCGCGAGGGCGAUAGGGAGGAGGAGGAGGAGGAGGGGCAGAAGACCGGAGCAUGGCGCAAUAAGCAACCUGGGCACCAUGAGCAUCAUCAGCAUCAGCGUCAGUCGUUCUAUUCGAUCUUGGGAGUCGAGGCCAAUGUGUCAUUGGCGGAGGUGAAGGCCGCGUAUCGACAGCUGGCAAGAAAAUACCAUCCAGAUGUGUGCAGAGAUGAAGAUUCAGUGCACUGUGCGAGAAUGUUCAUCGAAAUUCAGAAAGCUUACGAGGUCUUGUCCGAUCCCACGAAACGGGCGAUGUACGAUUACGCGCAGAGAAACCUCCAAGCAGCGUCUCAAUGGGGAGGAGGAGGAGGAGGAGGAGGGGGAGGGGGGAGGGAACACAGGGGACCGACGAUGCGAAAGGGCCGAAUCAACCCGUGGGAAGUGGAGGUGCCUGAGUGGAUGACUGCAGAGGAACAGGUUGAAGUGAUGGACAAGUGGAGGUCCCAGUGGACAGGGCAGCUGACCGGGUUGAAGCAGAGGGCUGCAUGGAAGAGAUCUCAAAGGGCAUGGCAGGCACAGUACGAGCAGGAACAGGCUGAGAGAAAGGAAGCGGAAAGAAAAGACGAAGAUGAUGAAGGCACAGGCCAGUAUGAUUACAAAGAUGAAGAAGAGGAGUUGGCAGAGCGGGAGAAACAGCAGGAGGAUGAGCGAAAGCCCUGGGAAGGAGGAGGAGCGGUGAGGGAGGUUAGGACGAGGACGAGGAGGAGGUAGAAGAGGAAAGUAGCUCAGCUUCUGGCUGCCAAGGAGAAGCCUGGGAAGGAGGAAGCGCAGCAGUGGCAGAGUUUACAAGGAGGAGGAGUUAGGACAGUUUGUGUGCAGCUUCUGGCUGCCAAGCAGACUAUUCAAUUUAUUAAUUACAAGCAUGCUGCUAGCAUACUUGUUGGAGAUGACCGCUGGAGGCCGACCUCUCUUUGCCGCUCGGUCUCUCUGUCUGGUAAUGUUACCUCGUCUCGUCUGGAUAGUUUGUGUGUGGACUGCUCGGUGUCUCUGUCUGUGGUCAAUCUCUGUUGGAGAUGACCGGUGGAGGCCGACCUCUCUUCGCCGUUCAGAAUUGGUUGAUUGCGGUGUUUUGCACCCAUUCAAACCUUGCUGACAGCAGUUGUAGUGACUGAGCUGUUUUUCUUUUUUUUCAUCCCACCUUUUCCCUAUCCCUUUCUCCUGCGAGACGUCCUCUCAUUUUCCACUUUGCCUUAGAAAAAAAAAGAGUCUACACCUGAUCAGUUUCUCUUUUUUUUUUUUUUUUGCUCAGUUUAGGUUAGAUACAAAACCUACGACUGUGUUGCAGGCCUCGUAUAAGACUGCAUCUCUAUCAGACAGUGCGUGGGUGGUUGCUACGGGGUUUCCCAACGCCUCCUCUUUGAUGGAUGAGGGUUGUGUACAGUGGUGUCUAGCAACU
Messenger RNA from Chara braunii, 2969 nucleotides. The record is from the annotation of a GenBank genome assembly. NCBI's taxonomy places the organism in Eukaryota, Viridiplantae, Streptophyta, Charophyceae, Charales, Characeae.